GCAGGUGCCAGAUAGUCAUAACUGAUGAUAAUGGUUGCAAAUACUUACCUAACUGUUAAUUCUGGAGAAACCUGUAUUAAAAUGUAAUCUGGAAAACACAAAUAUUACUUAAAUGAGAAUCAACACGGUCACCACUGAUAACAAAACUGUUAUAACAUCACGUGUGUUGGGGUAGAAAUCCGUGGAAACACCUUUAAGUGACAUCUGAAGGACGUUAUUUGCACUACACUGAAAGAGGAAUCCCAUUCUUCUACCUUUUAUGGACAUUUGGUCUUCAAACGGAACCUUCGUUUCAGAACCCGUUUCAAGCCGGACGUGUUUUUAGGACUCAACAAACAUGGCGGCCACCAACAGUCGAUCAUGCCUUCAGUAUUUAAUACAUCUUGCACAUGAUCAUCUAGACUUCAGGUUGCCGGAGAUUAAGGCUCUGUUGUCUCUCAGAGGAAAACCAUUCACACCCUCUGAAAACUUCAAAGAAAAGUGUCCUUUUUGGUGCUUGGAAGGUUUGUCUGAGGAGGAUGUUUGCAGUGUCAUGGCCAGAUCUGUUUGUGCAAAAUCUGCUUUUGAAUUAUGGGGUCAUGGACAAACACACAGUGAACUCAGAACAUCCCUCUUGAACUACCCAAUGGAGAAUAUGACCCCUUUCAUGCGUAAAGACUCCACAUACAGAAUCAAUGUCUACACCUUCAAUAAGACUCUGGAAUUUGCAGACAGAAUCAAAAGGAUUGAUGCUUUGGAUUAUCUUCCUUUUGAGGGUACAGUGAGCCUCAAGAGUCCUCAGCAUGUCUUCUGUCUGCUGGAAGAUUAUGGCACUGACCCCAAUAACAUACCUGAACAUCCAGAUUACAUCUAUUUUGGCCGAUGGAUAGCGGAUGGACAGCGUGAACUGAUUCGUUCCCACAGUGUGAAGAACAGACACUUCAUUGGAAAUACUAGUAUGGAAGCCGGCCUUUCUUUCAUCAUGACCAACCAUGCAAAAGUGAAAGAAAAUGACCUGGUAUUUGAUCCGUUUGUCGGCACCGGAAGUUUGUUGGUCGCGUGUUCUCAGUUUGGAGCCUAUGUAUGUGGAACAGACAUCGAUUACAACACCAUUCAUGGAAAAGGUCGGUCAAGCCGUAAAAACCAGAAGUGGAGAGGAGUCGAUGAGAAUAUCAGAGCUAACCUGCGACAGUACGGCACAGAGAAGAUGUAUUUAGACGUAAUGGUGUCUGAUGCAUCUAAACCCGUGUGGAGGAGAACUGCAGUGUUUGAUGCCAUCAUUACUGAUCCUCCAUAUGGCAUCCGUGAGUCAACCAGGAGAACAGGCUCAAACAAAGACAUGACUAAACCUUGUGAUGGCGACUAUGCAGAGUCUCAUGUCCCCGUUUCACAGGAGUACCACCUGAGUGACAUCUUCUCAGAUCUGUUAAACUUCUCUGCUCAUCAUCUGGUCAUGGGAGGGAGGCUGGUCUACUGGCUCCCUGUCUACAGGCCAGAAUACUGUGAGGAGAUGGUUCCUCUUCAUCCAUGUCUCCGACUCAUCAGUAACUGUGAGCAGACGCUGUCCAGCCACACCUCACGACGCUUAAUCACCAUGGAGAAGGUCAAGGAGCCGGAGAUUCCAGACUCUUGCUGAAAGGACAGUGGCCAAACAUCUGUGUGCUGGCACUGAGCAGCGACAGGUCUACUGCAGAUUGGUAAUGUGCAUGGAAAAACACACUCACAUACACACGCCUCUGCGCAUAGAGGUGCUCCAUCACAUACAGCAUAAAAAUCUACGUCCAGAAACACUCACUGAUAUGUAUUUAGCAGGUGCUCAAUAAGUCAACUUUCAACACAGACUCAGAGAGGUGUAGCAGCUGGAGAGGCAUGCUGAAAAUCAAACACACCUUCUGUCCACUCACAGCUCACCUUGAGACCGCCGGCUAGAAAGAAAACAAUAAAGGCAAGCAUGACAAAUCCUGUUGCAAACCUACUCAGUCCUUGAAACUCAAGAUGUGAAUGCAAAAUUAAGUUAGAAAGACCACAAAUCAGGAAAAAAAGGUUAUCACCCAAUUUCCAGGACACAGAUGUGAUUGUUUUACUGUAGCUGCGAUACUGUUCCAGUUGGCGGCUGUUUUUAAGACUAAGAUGUUAUUAAGCCUCUCCCACUCAUGUUUUUCUUUUAUGAACAUUGUAUAUCUACGACUGAAACCAUUUUCCACUGUUCGGGAUGAGAUGGACCACCUGCUGUUCGUGUGCUGUGCUGAAAUUCAUUCCAACAUAAAGAUUUUAUUCACUGUUACAAAAGUGUCAAGGCCACUGAAAGACAGACUGUGAUAGUGAUGAUGGUUACCAAACUCAAAUCUCUCCUUAUAUGUUUGUGUGUCUUUUUUUGGCCUUACUUUUCUCUUCUGUCUGCAUUUUGGCUGCAGUAAAUUGCAUUAUGUCAAGAAACCAGACAUGAUGACUAUUCAUGACAGAGAUAAUAACACUGAGGACAAGGCAUAGUAGUUGAUAUUCACAGACCACUGCAUAAUCAUAUUCUUAAAGAGCCCAAGUAACGCUGAUCUGACAGCAUUGUUUUGAUGUUCUCUUUUUUCCCUGUGAAAAACAGCAGGUUUGUGUUUGGGCAGAUGGACGGGAGUUGGCUGAUGCUCCCUGGGGAUGAAAUCAACUCUGCCGUAGACCGAGGUCCAUGUUUAUCUUUGGGCUUUAUUAGAUGUUGAUGUUGGCCGUGUGAGAGGACCACUUGUUUAAAAAACUAUUUUUAAGGGAAAAGGGAAAAUAGAGAGAGAGAGAAAGAGGUGGACUGAGAAGAAGGAGAGAAGGCAAGACAGUGAGUGCACUUUUUUUUGGAUUUCAUCAACUGUACAUCUAGAUAAAAAAAAAAAAAAAAGACAUACAUGAAGGAAUUCAUUCCUCGUGUUGCUCAUAGUACAUGUUGUUCCAGAGCUUAAGGAACAAAGCUAAGG
Sphaeramia orbicularis (orbiculate cardinalfish) is the source of this 2933-nucleotide messenger RNA. RefSeq names its product tRNA methyltransferase 11 (gene trmt11). Gene Ontology annotation, molecular function: nucleic acid binding; tRNA (guanine(10)-N2)-methyltransferase activity. Gene Ontology annotation, biological process: methylation. The transcript has 13 exons. NCBI's taxonomy places the organism in Eukaryota, Metazoa, Chordata, Actinopteri, Kurtiformes, Apogonidae. Gene Ontology annotation, cellular component: cytoplasm. The coding region runs from base 338 to 1615 and encodes 425 amino acids. The record is from RefSeq and is a predicted model, not a curated record.